Messenger RNA from Penicillium oxalicum, 663 nucleotides. Its product is annotated as DsbA family oxidoreductase. Gene Ontology annotation, molecular function: oxidoreductase activity. The transcript is spliced from 3 exons. The coding region runs from base 1 to 663 and encodes 220 amino acids. NCBI's taxonomy places the organism in Eukaryota, Fungi, Ascomycota, Eurotiomycetes, Eurotiales, Aspergillaceae. The record is from RefSeq and is a predicted model, not a curated record.
AUGACUAAUUUCAACAUCCAAAUCAUUUCCGACACCAUCUGCCCGUGGUGCUAUGUCGGCUACCGUCGUCUCUCACGCGCCAUUCUCACCCACCAAGGCAACAACCCCAACGACACGUUUACCCUCACCUGGCACGCCUUCUACCUCAACCCUGCCUCCCCCGAAUUUCCCGGCGUGAACAAAACCCAGGCCUACGGUUUGAAAUUCGGCCACGAGCGCACCGCCGCAAUCUUCGCUCGUCUCGCUGCCGUCGGUGAAGGCGAAGGGAUCAAGUUCAACUUUGGCGGUAACACGGGCAAGACGCGCGACUCGCACCGUCUGCUUUGGUACGCGGGUCAGUUGGAGCAGGCCAAGCGACAGCAGACUGCGUCUGCGUCUGCUGCUGCUACGCCGGUGAUCGGGGACGAGAAGAACAUUACCGAUCCCAAGGUGCUGUUGGAGGCUGGAGUGGAGGCUGGCUUGGACAAGGCUGAGGUGCAGAAGUUGUUGGAUUCGGAUGAGGGCGGUGCCGAGGUUGAUUCCGAGGCUAAAAUGGCGUCCAUGAGAUUGGUCACAGGAGUACCGUAUUUCACUAUUCAAGGAAAAUACGCGGUGGAAGGGGCUGAUGCGCCUGAGACCUUCUUGGAAGUCUUUGAGCAGGUGAAGGAGGAUGAGAAGGCGUGA